Molecule: messenger RNA, 1508 nt
Organism: Seminavis robusta
Lineage: Eukaryota; Bacillariophyta; Bacillariophyceae; Naviculales; Naviculaceae
Source: the annotation of a GenBank genome assembly
AAUCGAAUCUGGUGUGGAAGAAUCUUUUGGCAUGACCGACCAAAAAAGUGAGCGUUGUGAAUGCAACAAGUUGAUGACGUCAUAAAAGCCAGAAGAGCUGUGAUAUAAUGUCAGCAAACACGGAACACUCACGAAACAACCUCCCAGGACCAGUCGCCCUGCCCACUUUUUUGCUUCCGCUUGCUUGAUGAUGGUUGAUGGCAUCUUCUAGCUAGCUAGUCUACCUUAUCAUCAUACUGUAGACUGAUUGAUCCAAGCAAGCAGCAAACAAGAGCACCACCAUGAGUAUCGACGAUGAGUUUCACGAUGCCGAGGAAGAUUUUCAGGAUGCCACUGGCACGGCCUAUCCAGAACUAACCAAAGAGAUAGUGCACGAGAUUCUAGAGUCACCGAUACCCUAUGCCAAUGACGAAGAAAAAGAGACCUGUCAGCGAAUGGUGGAGGAAUUGAGUCCAGAGGAACAGACCACCGCUGCCUGCACAUCCUAUGCCUACUGGUUUGCCAUGACCACGCUCGAGGAGGAACCAUCGGAACAAGACACGCUCAAAAUGGCACGGCGAGAAGCUAGGCGUCAUUUGGUGGCAUCGGCACAUGAUGAACAGGCUGCCAUGGAUCGAUUGAGGGCAUGCCUCCAAUUUCGAAAGGAACGACGCCUGGAUUUGUUGCGUGUCAUGUAUUCUACCUCUCCAUCAUCCAGUAAUAAUAGCCAACAACUCACUCCCGAAGAAGAAGGGCUCCAAAUCAAAUACAGGGCUAAUAUUGAAGAAGAAUUGAAAUUACGACAACCAUUCUUUGUCCGAGGCAAAGAUCGAGACAAUCGAGCCGUGGCCGUUCGGAUGGGGCGACAGUCUUCCGAAACCAACCAAGAAGGAUACAUCACCACCAUGCUUUACGUCGCCGAACGAGCCAUUGCCGCCACGGAAUUCCACAGUCGAGGCACCCAAGAAAAGGUACUGGGGGUGAUGGAUUUUGAAGGAUAUUCCUCCAGCAAUGCGCCACCCAUGUGGGCCAUUAAGGAAUCGCUCUCGUCUUUGCAAAAUCAUUAUCCCGAACGAUUAAAGACCGCCAUCAUCACCGAACCAGCCUUUUGGAUGAAGGCAACCUACAAUCUCUUGUAUCCACUCAUGUCGGAAGAUACACGCGACAAGGUGCAAAUGGCAUAUGGAGAGGCCAAGGAGGAGACUAUUCGCAAACUCAUUGCCCCAGAACAGGCCAUGCCUUUUAUGAUGCCAGAAGCAAAACUCGUGUCUCCAUUUGAUGCGGACAAAUUCUUGAACCAUGUGCCCUUUCAUUGCCUCUACGAUGAUUGAUUGUGCUUGACAUAAUAUUAUGCUUUGUUUUGAGAUAAGGAGUCGAAGACUCUAAAGACCCAAACAGCAACGUAACAGGCACAACUCAAAAGAAGAUAGAUAGCUAACGAACUCAAUUCUACAACUUAUAACAGUGACGCUGCACUAUCCACCAAGUAAUGCGUUGAUAAGAACAACGUUUUUGUAUUUAACUGUCUG